AUGGCCGAUACGCAACCCCCUGCCGAUGCCAACGUUGGCUGGCAAGAACUGAAGACCAGCAACGGCGCAAAGUAUCAGGUCAAGGCUAAUGACUAUGAAAUUUCCGACAAGCCAGCUCCUACUGACGACGAGCUCUCGGCUCGCGGCCCGGAGUUCAGCGAUGUUCGGCUCAACUGGGGUACGCACACCAGCGGAGCGCCUCCCCAGGAUGUCCAGGACAAGACUGGCAUUACCUGGUACAAUCUCAACAAGGCCCCGUGGUACUCUGUUUUCAAGUGGAGGUUGACUAUCAACGUCAAAGACACGUACAACUACGUGUUCACGGACCAGUCGGGCGAUACGUACAGCCUCGGUACUUGGCAGCUUGGCACUCAUACUGUCGAUUACGAUUCCUCGGAGCCUACCAUUGUUAGCAUUUCGGGCAACUGA
Messenger RNA from Colletotrichum spaethianum, 429 nucleotides. RefSeq lists its product as uncharacterized. The coding region runs from base 1 to 429 and encodes 142 amino acids. The record is from RefSeq and is a predicted model, not a curated record. Lineage: Eukaryota; Fungi; Ascomycota; Sordariomycetes; Glomerellales; Glomerellaceae. The transcript has a single exon.